Molecule: messenger RNA, 1815 nt
Organism: Maniola jurtina (meadow brown)
Lineage: Eukaryota; Metazoa; Arthropoda; Insecta; Lepidoptera; Nymphalidae
Gene: 6tox
Product: tenascin-like
Exons: 9
Coding region: 158-1504 (448 amino acids)
Biological process (GO): defense response
Source: RefSeq, a predicted model, not a curated record
UGCUAUGCAUGUUAUGUGACUAACCAUCGUUCAUAGGCUUUGGUGACCGCACCCGGUUAAGUCCCGUCUAUCGCCCUAUUUAAAAAGAAAACAGGAGCGAAUUUAAUUUUAGUAUUAUUUAAUACACUGUGGGGGCAUAUAGUUUAAUCUCCUGAUAAUGUUUCCCUUGGAGAGUAUUUUUUUUAUUGCGGUGCUGUGUGUAGUAAACGCUGCGAUUACAGUUAAUACUUAUGAAGAUGAUGUGGAAACCAUUAGAACAAACAAACUCGAUGAGGUGGAAAGCUGUAACGAUGGAUCGUGCGACCGAACAUGUCGGCUUUUGGGGUUUGACUCCGGAGUUUGCGUGGGCGAUACAUGCGAAUGCAGGAAAUUCCACCGAGACAAUGAUAAACGUAAACUGAAUGAUAUAUUGAGUGUGGAUGAAGGUAUAACUGGAUCAGGGUUAGAUGGUUGUAACCCUAACGCCUGCGAUCAACUGUGUCGUCGCUUGAAGUUCCCCGGUGGCGUAUGCGUCAAUGGUCGCUGCAAGUGUGACAACUUUCGACGAGAACCAGAAAUACUUGAACAAAACGAUAUACCAAGUUUAGAUGAAGGUGUUACUGGGGCAGGGUUGGGUGGUUGUGACCCCAACGCCUGCGAUCAACUGUGUCGUCGCUUGAAGUUCCCCGGUGGCGUAUGCGUCAAUGGUCGCUGCAAGUGUGACAACUUUCGACAAGAACCAGAAGUACUCGAACAAAACGAUAUACCAAGUUUGGAUGAAAGUGUUAUUGAGACAGGGUUGGGUGGUUGUGACCCCAACGCCUGCAAUCAACUGUGUCGUCGCUUGAAGUUCCCCGGUGGCGUAUGCGUCAAUGGUCGCUGCAAGUGUGACAACUUCCGACGAGAACCAGAAAUACUUGAACAAAAUGAUAUUUCUAGUCUGGAUAGUGCUAUUGGAACAGAGUUGGGUGGCUGUAACCCCAACGCAUGCGAUCAACUGUGUCGUCGCUUGAAGUUACCCGGUGGUGUAUGCGUCAACGGUCGCUGCAAGUGUGACAACUUUCGACAAGAACCAGAGACAAUGAUGGAAAGGGAAGUUGAAGAACAGCUCCAGGCUGGGUGCACUAAUGCUGGAUGCAGCAUUCUAUGCCAUCUUCUUGGAUAUCGAUACGGAGUGUGCAUUGGAAAUACUUGCAAGUGUAGCAAUGCUUUAAGAACAGCUGAUGGUCUUGAAAUCUCGCUGGGCCAAGAGAUAAAGGAGGAUAUUGUUAAUUCAGUUGCACGAAAUGCAGUAGUCACCAAGGCCGUAAGGAACUGCGACCCGCUGGCUUGUAUGAUGGGGUGUCAAGAGCUAGGCUUUCCUGGAGGAUCGUGCUUCUUGGACAAGUGCCGCUGCAACAAGAGAGAUGAAGAAGAUGAAAAGAGGUCGUGGCAAGCAUGCAACAAUGUCAACUGCUAUUUUAUGUGUCGCAGCUGGGGCUACAUCGGCGGUUCAUGCCGAGGUGGUACUUGUUUGUGUGUGUAAUCCGUAGAUUAAUGUAAGAACUUCAAUUGAUAAGUUUUGAUGACGGUAUGUUCGAAUAACUGUUAAUUUAUUAAUGGAGAGCACCUUUCAUUUCAUUGAUCUUCCGUAAGAAUUACGUAUGUGUCUUUCAACUUUAGUUUUCGCUACCUUACUCUGUCUCCUAAAGAAAAAUUUUGUUGUCAUACUCAACCAUGCCACGAUUGUUUUAUCAUUAUGUUGUAAAUAAGGAACAAAGCAUUAAAAUUUUAUGUGAUGUUUAGAUUAAGCUUUUUUACGAUAUGAUAAAACAAAAUAAAUAAUAAUGCUGUUUU